GUUUGGUCGGUUCUCGGGAUUAGAGGGUGGCCAUUUCCUUCGUGUGUCGUCGGUGAGAGGACCUGUGGUGGGUUGUGGAGUUCGGCUAUCAUGGCGGAAAUAACUCAGGAACGUGUAGAGGAUCGACUUCCCGAAUUACAACAGCUGGAGCGCACUGGACUCUUCAGUGAGGCGGAGAUUAGGGCAGUCAUUAGGAAGACUUUAGAACUAGAAUAUGGAAUACAGCGAAGAAGUCUUUCAAAGGACAGCUUUAUCAGAUAUGUUCAGUAUGAAAUUGAGCUUUUGGAGCUGAUCCAGAAAAGAAGAGCUCGUGUUGGAUAUACAUUUAAGAAGGAUGAGAUUGAGGACCCUAUGAUACGUCGGAUACAGAGUGUCUUCCAACGUGCAUCGAUUAAGUGGAAAGAUGAUGUUAAACUUUGGCUGUCUUUUGUAGUCUUUUGUAGGAAGUGGGCUGCCAACGUUCAACUUAGCAAGUUAUUUUCUUCCUUGUUGGCCUUUCAUUCGAACAAGCCAGGUUUGUGGAUUUUGGCGGCCAAAUGGGAAAUGGAAGACUGCUUUUCUGCAGAAAGUGCAAGACAGCUAUUUCUUCGGGCUCUGCGCUUUCACCCACGUUACCCGAAACUUUAUGAAGAAUACUUUAGGAUGGAGUUGAUGCAUGCUGAAAAAUUGAGGAAGGAAAAACAAGAGUUUGAAAAAGCCGACAUGGAUGUGGGGAAUCUCAAGCAUGCUGAAGAAGUCCUUACGGGCGAGUUGGCACGGAUCGUCUAUAAGAAUUCUAUAAGUGUAAUUAAAAGUGCAAAAUUUCAUGUGUCACUGCUUUCAAUUGCACAGCUGUUCGACUUUGCCAAAGAUCUGCAAAGAGAAAUUUACAAUGACCUUAAGGCUCUGCACACAGACGACCCCCUUACUUGGGACUAUGUGGCCCGGCAAGAAUUAGUGAUUAAAUCACAGCCAGGAGAAGAGCUGCCUACAACUAAACAAGCCAAAGCGAAGGAGGUGGGCCGCCGGGAAGAGAGGUGCUGUGCUGUGUACGAGGAGGCGGUAAAAACUCUGCCCACAGAGGCUAUGUGGAAGUGUUACAUGAACUUCUGCAUGGAGAGGUUUACUAAGAAGACAAGCAGUCGCCUCCUCAGAAAGAAGAGGCUGGAAAGAACCAUGGCUACAUUCUGGAAGGCACAUGAGCUGAAACUUUUACCAGAACUCCAGUACAGGCAGUUGAGCAAGUUGUUGCUGUACCGAGAGUUGUUAAAGGAAUCCCUGGAGGUGGCAGACGCUGGGGUGAAAUUGUUCAGAAAAUCAGAGGAGAUGUGGCACGUGAAGCUGGAGGCCAUGAUUUCGUCAAAGAGCCAGGAGAUAAGCAAGGUUUUUAACCAAGCCUUUGAGUACCUGAAACCCCAGAUUUGUCUUCCAUUGUGGUUUAUUUGGGCAAAGUGGAGUGAAGAGACCGGAAAGCAAGAAGAAGCUGAAAUGAUCUAUAAGAGAGCUGUCUUUCGUCUCCAAGGAGAUGACUCAGCCACUAUGAAGGAAAUGUACCUGGCUUGGGCUUAUCGAAGUGGUGGUUACAAAAAGGCCAGAGAUGUAUUUAAAAGUUUACAGGAAAACCGUCCAUUUUCAGUUAAUUUUUUCAGGAAGAUGAUUGAGUUUGAGAAGGAGCAAGAAUCCUGUAAGAUGGAAAACUUAAGAGAGUAUUAUGAGAGGGCUUUGAGAGAAUUUGGAACUGUCGAUUCUGAUCUCUGGAUGGAUUACAUCAAAGAAGAAUUGAACCACCCACUUGGUAGACCUGAGAACUGCGGACAGCUCUAUUGGCGAGCCAUGAAAAUGUUGCAGGGAGAGUCAGUAGAGCAGUUUAUGUCUAAACAUGCUCUGCAUCAAGCCGGCCGUUUGUGAAAAGAGGAAGAGCACAGUCACCUUUGUGAAAUAGUGCUAUAAGCCCUCUGGGCACAUUUGUUUUAUGCAGUCAUCUGCAGUUUGCCGAGAUGGUGUCUCAUUUUGAGGCCUGCUUUAAUUUUGUUGACAUGUUAAUCUUGAAUUCCAGAAAAGAGAGCUGCUGUUUAAUGGCCAGAAACCAGUUGUUGAGGCCAGACUAUGUAGGUCCUAAAUGUUUUUCAGAAUACAUGGAAACGAUGUAACUGAUGUUUUACUACACUUGGUCAUGCUUGAGUAGCUCUAAUCUAGACCUCUGUUCAGUUAAAAUGGGGAUGAAAAUACAGUUCUGUUUUCUCCUUAUAGAAGUAUAUGUGGUAUGCAUUUAUUGUAAAAGUAAGGAGGGAAUAGAGUAAUGUUGUAAUCUUGUCAUCUGGACUUAACUCACUGGUAUGAUUUCCUUUGUUAGAAUUGGAUUUAUACUGUUAGGUCAUUUAUUCAUUCAUUCAUUGAGUCCCUGUCACGGGCAAGAAAGAAGACAAGCUUUUGGGAUGGAAGUGGGGAUGAAAGGAAUAGAGCUGAUGUCCUGAGUUGGUUGAAGCAGCAGAAGAGGAUGCUAGGUAUUAGGGAAAAAGUUGUUCUUUGAGAAGAUUUUAAGAAAUUACAAAAGUGUUUUUGUCUCUGGGACUGAUCUGGAGAGAAAUAAUUACACUGGAGAGACCCAGUAACAAGGAAAGGCAGAGGUAGGGAGUAGCUUAGAAAGAGAAAGGCUCCAGAGGCAAGGAUGGAGGGUGGCUUAGAGCAGAGACGGGCAUUCUUGGAGCAGAGGAAGUGGUUGUUUGAGUUGUAUAUCCUUCAACGUAACAUGAUGUCACUGGGAGAAGCAUUCAGUACAGUUUGACUUAAGUGUUUCACUUAAUAUUAUGUUGUUUUCCAUGUUAUUAAAUAGCCUUGAAAACGUGAAAUAAAUCCGUAGCAUUCCAUUGUAUAGAUGAGUCAUGACUUAUUUAUUAAUCGCUUGUGGUUGGACCGUGUGCCAUUUUUUCUUAAAAGUGCUGUUGGUGAAGAUUCUUAAAUAUCUUGUUCACAUCGCUGGUUAUUUCUUUGGAAGACUGACAUCUGACAGAAUUUCUGUGUUAAAGAAUAUAAUUAUUUUAAAGAGUAUUGCUAAGUAUUGCCAGUUUGCAAUGUAUGAAAAUACUUCCAAGCAUCAUGGGUAUUUUAUAUAUUUUUUACCAUUUUAAUAAGUGAAAAGUGAUAUAUCCUUGUUUUUUUUUAAUGUGCAUUUCUUUAAUGUUAGUGUAUCUUAAUAUGUUAGACUGUGUUACUGUGUUUUUCCUAGUUCUCUUUUCAUGUUUGACUUAUUUUUAAAUUUUUUAAUUUUUUUUUUUUUUUUUACAAAUUUGUAAGUUUCUUAUGUACUAAGAAUAGUAAUCUUUUUUUUUUUUUUUAGAAUAGUAAUCUUUAGCUUGUGUUUUCUAACAGAUAAUUUGCUCCCAGCUUUUUGUGUGUGUGUGUGUGUAUUUUUUGGUGUUCAGAGGUUUUGUAUGUGUGUGUAUGAUUUCUAUUGUUGAAAACCCAUCUCCUGCUGAGGACAACUCUGUUUACCCCAAGCAGUUAACUAAAUUUUCUACACCACCAUUGUGGCCAUUUUUCUUAAUGCUGAUUUUGAUUUACCUUUAUUGUGUAUUAAAUCUCCAUGAGUAUCA
Messenger RNA from Cervus elaphus (red deer), 3572 nucleotides. RefSeq names its product UTP6 small subunit processome component (gene UTP6). Gene Ontology annotation, biological process: maturation of SSU-rRNA from tricistronic rRNA transcript (SSU-rRNA, 5.8S rRNA, LSU-rRNA). Lineage: Eukaryota; Metazoa; Chordata; Mammalia; Artiodactyla; Cervidae. The coding region runs from base 91 to 1887 and encodes 598 amino acids. Gene Ontology annotation, cellular component: small-subunit processome; Pwp2p-containing subcomplex of 90S preribosome. Gene Ontology annotation, molecular function: snoRNA binding; protein binding. The transcript is spliced from 19 exons. The record is from RefSeq and is a predicted model, not a curated record.